This is a messenger RNA of Drosophila busckii, 335 nucleotides long. RefSeq lists its product as uncharacterized. NCBI's taxonomy places the organism in Eukaryota, Metazoa, Arthropoda, Insecta, Diptera, Drosophilidae. The transcript has a single exon. The coding region runs from base 50 to 286 and encodes 78 amino acids. The record is from RefSeq and is a predicted model, not a curated record.
UUAGUCUAUUCUCUCAACUGAAUUUAAAACAUUCACACCACUCUCAAAAAUGUUGUACAAUCCUAUAGAAAUAGUUUGCGUUUAUAUGGUGCAGCCCAUUAUCGAUUAUCUGGCCUAUCUGCUUAAUGAAGUUCACUAUGGGGCAUAUUUAGUUGCAGUCGCUCUAAUUGGCGUCGCUCUGGGUCUUAUUUUCAGUCUGAUAUCCCUGGCAUGGUAUAAAUGGAAUGGCGGUGAGCAGGCGGAGAUCAAAGCAGAGAAUCUAACUGAGAAGCAGAAAUGUAAUUAAAGCUGCGCUAUAAUAAAUACUCAAGCGACUUGAUGCAAGUUGCAGUUUA